Messenger RNA from Lactuca virosa, 2727 nucleotides. NCBI's taxonomy places the organism in Eukaryota, Viridiplantae, Streptophyta, Magnoliopsida, Asterales, Asteraceae. The record is from the annotation of a GenBank genome assembly.
AUGUCCGGUGGCAGCGGCGGUGGCAGUGGUGGUGGCGGUCCUUCACUCAUGGACUCCCUCUUCCAACGCACCCUCGACGAUCUAAUCAAAGGUAUCCGUCUUCAUACUCCUGGCGCCGCUCAAUCGUCCUUCAUCUCGAAAUCUGUAGAUGAGAUCCGCCGUGAAAUCAAAUCGACAGACUUACAAACCAAAUCCACUGCUCUCCAGAAACUCACUUACCUCCACUCCCUGCACGGCUUCGACAUGUCCUGGGCCGCCUUCCACGCCGUAGAACUCACCUCCUCCCCUUCUUUCGCCCAUAAAAAAACCGGUUAUCUGGCCGCGUCCCUUUCCUUCCGUCCUUCCACCGAGGUCCUCCUCCUCCUCACCAAUCAGCUCCGCAAAGACCUCUCCUCUACCAACCAGCAUGAGGUAAGUCUCGCCUUAGAGUGCCUUUCCGUCAUCUGCACGGCGGAUUUUGCACGUGAUUUAACUCCGGAUAUCUUCACUUUGUUGACUUCUAGUAAGAAUUUCAUUAGAAAGAAAUCAAUUGCGUGUUUAUUGAUGAUUUUUAGCCAAUAUCCUGAUGCUGUUAGGGUUUGUUUCAAACGUUUAGUCGAGAAUUUAGAGAGUACUGAUAAUGCCCAAACACUUGCUGCUACUGUUGGUGUAUUCUGUGAGCUUGCUAGUAAAGAACCAAGAACAUAUCUCCCUCUUGCACCUGAAUUUUAUAGGAUUUUAGUUGAUUCAAGGAACAAUUGGGUGCUGAUCAAGGUUUUGAAAAUCUUUGCGAAACUUGCUAAAUUAGAGCCUAGGUUAGCAAAGAAGGUGGUCGAACCGAUUUGUGAUCAUAUGAAGCGCAGUGAGGCCAAAUCUCUGGUGUUUGAAUGUGUGAGAACUAUUGUGAGUAGUUUCUAUGAGUACGAGUUUGCUGUGAAACUUGCUGUAUCAAAAAUCAAAGAGUUCUUACUGGAUACUGAUUUAAAUCUCAAGUAUCUUGGAUUACAAGGGCUGUUACUUGUUGCACCAAAUCACUUAUGGGCUGUGUUGGAGAACAAAGAGGUUGUAAUAAAAUCUUUGAGUGAUGUUGACCGAAACAUAAGGCUGGAAGCAUUGAGGCUUGUGAUGUCAAUGGUUUCUGAUGAUAAUGUCAAUGAAAUCUGCAGGGUUUUGAUUGGCUAUGCUCUCAAAUCGGAUCCCGAGUUCUGUAACGAAAUUCUAAGGUCAAUGCUAUCAACAUGUUCUAGAAAUGUAUACGAAAUCAUCAACGAUUUUGAUUGGUAUGUGUCACUUCUUGGGGAAAUGGCAAGGAUUCCACAUUGCCAAAAUGGAGAAGAAAUAGAGUAUCAGUUGAUAGAUAUUGGCAUGAGGGUGAAAGAUGUUAGACCAGAGCUUGUUCGUGUGGCUCGUGAUCUAUUGAUUGAUCCUGCUUUACUUGGGAAUCCUUUCAUUCACAGGAUAUUAUCUGCAGCUGCUUGGGUGUCAGGUGAGUAUGUUUGGUUUUCAAAGAACCCAUUUGAGAUCAUGGAAGCAUUACUACAACCACGCACUAAUCUCUUGUCUCCAUCAAUCAGAGCUUUAUAUAUUCAUUCUGUAUUUAAAGUCCUAAGCUUUUGCCUUCAUUCUUUUCUCUUACCCCACAAACCUGCAACUUCUUCUUCUUCAAAGCUUGUUGAUGAACCAGAUUUCACAUAUUCAGAAUCUGAAGAGGAAGCAAAUGUUGAUCUUGCUACAACUUCUUCAAGUUUGUCCAAAAAGAAUGCAUUUACACGGGAGUCAAUGGUAAACAUGUUGGCUCUUGUUUUAACAUCUCUAAGCCCAUUGGCUGAAAGCCAUGAUGUCGAAAUACAAGAAAGGGUGCGGAAUGUUUUAGGGUUAGCUCAAUUGGCACAAGAAGAGAUAUCUUGUGAUCUUGAUAACAAAGAAAAGAUAAUUGAUGGGGUUGCUUUAAAAACAUCAAAUCUCAUCAGAUUAAUCAAUGAUGCACUCUCAGAGGAUCUUGGUCCAGUUUCAUCAAGUGCUCAAGAAAGGGUUCCCAUCCCAGAUGGGUUACUCCUCGAGGACAAUCUUGGAAAAUUGGACACAAUAUGUGCAGAUGUUCAGUUACCAAUAAGUGAAUCCUUUUCUCUUGUAAAGCCUGUUUUGACAGAUGUUGAUUCUGUUUCCAUCAGACAGAAUGAAGAAUCAUCUGAAACAUCUGCUGCUGAAUCUACAUCUCUACUUUCUGAGCAUCGAAAACGACAUGGAAUUUUUUAUCUUCCUUCUGAUAACAAUCAAAAUGCAUCCACAAGUUUCCCACCUGCAAAUGACCCUAAUGAGAGAGAUAAUGAUGUGGAAGAUCUUGUCAGGCUUACAGAAGAAUCUUUAGUUCUUAAAAGGAAGUCAAAUCUAAGUAGGCCAAGGCCUGUUGUGGUCAAACUGGAUGAAGGAGAUAGGCUUCCUAUCACAAGGGCAAAAACGGAAUCAAAUGAUGAUUUGAUAUCUGGAGCUGUGCGGGAUGUUCUUUUGGGUGAUGAAAAUUCACCACCAGCACCAGCACCACAUUCAAAAGUUGAGAAAUCUGAAAUUGGUGAUUCCAGUAGAAGAAAAAGCAAACAUCGUAAAGAAAAAAAGCAUCAAAAUGUUGAAGAAAGUAAACAGAAAAGUGGUGGGCGUCAUGGAAGGCAUAAAGCUAGACAAAGAGCUGAUGAAGGCAUCAAUGUGGCUGUUCAAAUUCAAAAGCCAGUAAUUCCUGAUUUCCUUUUGUAG